Molecule: messenger RNA, 2451 nt
Organism: Penicillium cataractarum
Lineage: Eukaryota; Fungi; Ascomycota; Eurotiomycetes; Eurotiales; Aspergillaceae
Product: transcription factor domain-containing protein
Exons: 2
Coding region: 1-2451 (816 amino acids)
Biological process (GO): DNA-templated transcription; regulation of DNA-templated transcription
Molecular function (GO): DNA binding; zinc ion binding; DNA-binding transcription factor activity, RNA polymerase II-specific
Source: RefSeq, a predicted model, not a curated record
AUGCAGCAGACGCCCUUUCGCCCCGCCAACCCGAACCGGAGUGGCUCGUAUGAGCUUCCUCCGGUGCAGUCCGUAACGGGCGCAUUCCCUCCCGCCCCUGGGCUGCCCUCCGCUCCGCCAAGUCGACCAGACAGCGGAAUGCGAAUGGCUCAUCUGUUGCAACCUAUGCCGCCGAUUCAACAGCCGCAGCAACCAUUACCACAAGUGUCGCCGUUGGCUCAGGCGUCGCUUCCACCGCCCCAGCCGCAGCAGAUGUCUGCACCGGGCCCGACCCCAGCCCCAUCAACUUCACCCUAUGCGCGAUUCUAUGACUCGGCAUCGGGAUCUCCUGCGGAGAGUGGAGGUCUACCUGAUGCGCCGCCGAUGGUAUCGGUGCCAGGAGCCCCCGGCAUGUACCAAACGAGCCCGGUUGGGCUUCCACAGUCGACGCCCACCCCGCUCCAGCAGAAGAGAGCUUAUCGCCAACGGAGGAAAGAUCCCAGCUGCGAUGCCUGUCGCGAGCGUAAGGUCAAGUGCGAUGCGACGGAGACGUCCCAUUGCACGGAGUGUAUCAACCGCAAGGUUCGCUGUUUAUUCACCAAAGAGACGAAUCGGCGCAUGUCCUCGAUCAAGCAGGUUCAGGAUCUCGAAAAACAACUACAAACGACCAAGCAACAGCUCCAACAACUACGAUCGGGCAUGCUUCGACCAGACGGCAUGAUGGACAUCGAGGAAUCAACGUCAGCACCUAUAAUCAAGUUACCCGAGAUCGAAUAUAAACCAUCCAGAAGACCCAGGCCGUUCAUCACGCAAGACUUGUCCGAAGUACGAUCGAACUUGCGUCAGCACGGUCGAGGGAUUUUGAAGGCCCCUCAUCCGCACCAGCAACAGGGUUCAAAAUCGGUGGUACCAGCCGAGGGAGCGCCACAGCUUCCCCCAAAAGAAGUUGCCGAUCAUCUCCUCGCUCAGUAUUACCAAUGCAUUCACUCAGUUCUGCCGGUCCUGCACUGGCCUGAGUUUAUCGACGCAUAUGAGAAGUUGUAUCAAACGGGGUCUUUGACGGGCGUGUCGAGCGAAUGGGCUGCGGUAUUGUUCGGUGUUUUCGCAUGCGGUGCGGUCCAUACAGCUGAGCCGAACCGAGAAGAAGAGGGCAAGAAGUUUGUUCGCAUUUCUUGUGGGAUCAUCGAUGUGUGGCAAGAUGAAUUCAAUCUGGAUCGAGUGCGGGCGGCUUUGCUUGCUAGCAUCUUCCUAUACGAAGUCAACUCCAAAUCCGCUAGUUGGGUCUGGAUCGGAUCAGCAGUGCGCGUCGCGCAAGAGAUUGGUUUGCAUAUCGAGUCUGGUCCAUGGCCUGAGCUGGAAGGCGAAAUGCGCAAGCGCAUCUGGUGGGGAUUGUACACCUACGACCGACUUUUGGCUCUCGAGAUGGGCAAACCAGUCUUGAUCAAUGAUCAGGACUGCGAUAUCGACCUACCCUGCCCCGUAGACGACCAGUCUCUUGCCCAAGGCAAAUUAUGCGAAGACCAGCAAACUGCGCCAUCCACGUUACUUGCCACAAUCCACGUCGUCCGUUCCAUCGGCCAGCUCACACGCACCCUCCGUUCUCCCUCCAUUAGCUACGCAACUCUCGAAACUUUCGAACGCCACUUCACCAUUUGCCGAACGACCUUCCCAGCACACCUCCAACUCAAGCAAGACACCGACCUUGAUCCCCGAUCUCUCGCUCCUAUAAUCUACCUCCAAAAUGCCCGCCUCCUCCUUCAUCGUCACAACAUCUCCCCUUACUGCCAGCCCGGCGUUCGCACCGCCGCUGUGGACUACUGUGUCUCAAUAGCAAUCGAUACCGCUAGUAUCCUCUCGCGCUGCAUGCGCAGUCACUCUGGCACUGGAGACUGGAGAACUCUAUUCGCUUCGAGUGCAGGGACACUUCUCUGCACACAUAUCUGGCGCUGUGCUCUAUUCCUUCUCUUCCGGCAAGAAUUCGCCGCAGCAUUGGCUUGUGUGCAGGCUAGUGCCGCCGUGGGUGAUGAUCGUGCGGUGAACGCUGCCUGCGGCCGGUACUUAGCGUUCUUCCUCCGGUGCCUUCUCGACCGCGCCCAGCCAGGCGAAAUCGUGGAUUCUGAACACGACGAGGCGAUGAUGGCCUAUGUCUCUGGGGAUAUGCAGGGAACUGCAGAUGGUAGCUGGGUCUGGCAGGGUAGCGAAACCGGUGCCAACCUGGAGAAUAUCCCCGGACAAUCGGCUCCAGCGCCAACUCAGUCAGACUCGCAAUGGGAAGGCUGGGAGUGGGUUGAGAAGACCGUUGCGCAUUUGCUUGGCGAGAAACAGCGCCGUGAGUAUGAACGUCGCGACGUCGCGAUGGACUCUAGACCGGAUUCUUCCGCCAUGCUCGCUCCCCAGUCAGCGGGUUCGGAUACGACAGAGCGUCGGUCUAGCUCUGCUCAUUCGCGUAUGACUAUUGCCAGUAUUAUCUGA